This is a messenger RNA of Penicillium chermesinum, 366 nucleotides long. RefSeq lists its product as uncharacterized. Bases 1 to 366 code for a protein of 121 amino acids. The record is from RefSeq and is a predicted model, not a curated record. Lineage: Eukaryota; Fungi; Ascomycota; Eurotiomycetes; Eurotiales; Aspergillaceae. The transcript has a single exon.
AUGCAGGGACGAACACUUCGACGCCAUGAAUCGCUACUUAGGAAUUCCGGCCAUCCCAAUCAUGAUUCAGGCUCGACCCCGGAGAUGUGCUCCCCUGAAGAGACGAUGCUAAUAGGUUUCGAUGCGGGUUCGUUUGGCCUCCUCGGCCGUCUUCUCCCCGACAACUCGCCGGCCUUCGGGAAUGAUCGUCUCCAGUUGAAGUUACAGCCCACCAUUCACGAGACCCCGAGGGGACUAGUGCUGCCUAUUAUGGAGAUACCGAGUAAGGCCGUGAAUUGCAGCAUACUGCAUAUUGUAAUACUGGAGAUAGAUUUCCAGCCAUUGAUGCUCUGUGAUGACCCUAGAUCUGGGUGCAGUGAGAUCUGA